UUGAGUCAUACGCAUGCGUAAAAGAAGCGUCCGUUAUUAGUUUUUGACUUACGGAAGAUCAGAAAUAAAUCGAAUUGAAUCUUCAACAUUAAGAAAUUUUACUACUGUUUAAUCUACGAAUAAACAAAAUGAGAGAAAUAGUCCAUUUACAAGCGGGACAAUGCGGAAAUCAGAUUGGCGCUAAGUUUUGGGAGGUGAUUUCUGACGAGCACGGAAUCGAUCCCACCGGAACUUACCACGGAGAUUCGGAUCUGCAGUUGGAAAGGAUCAACGUGUACUACAAUGAAGCGACGGGCGGCAAAUACGUGCCUCGAGCUAUUCUCGUGGAUUUAGAACCGGGAACAAUGGAUUCCGUUCGGUCCGGUGCUUUCGGUCAAUUAUUCAGACCGGAUAAUUUCGUUUUUGGUCAAAGUGGUGCCGGUAACAAUUGGGCGAAAGGUCACUACACGGAAGGUGCCGAGUUGGUGGAUUCUGUUCUGGACGUGGUGAGAAAAGAAGCCGAAAGCUGCGAUUGCAUCCAAGGUUUUCAGUUGACGCAUUCUCUGGGAGGAGGAACGGGAUCCGGAAUGGGAACGCUUCUCAUUACCAAAAUUCGAGAAGAAUAUCCCGAUCGAAUCAUGAAUACCUUCAGCAUCGUUCCCUCACCAAAAGUAAGGUUUUCUGUCUUCUCCAUCCAAUGAUUUCGUUUAUAUUAA
Messenger RNA from Centruroides sculpturatus (bark scorpion), 695 nucleotides. Its product is annotated as tubulin beta-4B chain-like. The record is from RefSeq and is a predicted model, not a curated record. Bases 129 to 680 code for a protein of 183 amino acids. Gene Ontology annotation, cellular component: microtubule; cytoplasm. The transcript is spliced from 4 exons. Gene Ontology annotation, biological process: microtubule cytoskeleton organization; mitotic cell cycle. Gene Ontology annotation, molecular function: GTPase activity; structural constituent of cytoskeleton; GTP binding. Lineage: Eukaryota; Metazoa; Arthropoda; Arachnida; Scorpiones; Buthidae.